CCUGGCCCGCACGAUGAGUGCCCUGGGCAGCCCCGUGCGGGCCUAUGACUUCCUGCUCAAGUUCCUGCUGGUGGGCGACAGCGACGUGGGCAAGGGCGAGAUCCUGGCAAGCCUGCAAGACGGAGCGGCCGAGUCCCCGUAUGGUCACCCGGCAGGGAUCGACCACAAGACCACCACCAUCCUGCUAGACGGGCGGCGGGUGAAGCUGCAGCUGUGGGACACCUCAGGGCAGGGAAGAUUCUGUACCAUAUUCCGCUCCUACUCCAGGGGCGCACAGGGUGUGAUCCUGGUCUACGACAUUGCAAACCGCUGGUCCUUCGAUGGCAUCAACCGAUGGAUUAAGGAGAUCGAUGAGCACGCACCUGGUGUGCCCCGGAUCCUGGUGGGGAACCGCCUGCACCUGGCAUUCAAGCGGCAGGUGCCCACCGAGCAGGCCCGUGCCUAUGCUGAGCGGCUGGGUGUGACCUUCUUCGAGGUCAGCCCGCUGUGCAAUUUCAACGUCACAGAGUCCUUCACAGAGCUGGCCAGAAUCGUGCUGCUGCGGCACGGCAUGGACCGGCUCUGGCGGCCCAGCAAGGUGCUGAGCUUGCAGGACCUGUGCUGCCGCGCCGUGGUGUCCUGCACACCCGUGCACCUGGUGGACAAGCUCCCACUGCCCCUGGCCUUGAGGAGCCACCUCAAGUCCUUCUCCAUGGCCAACGGCCUGAACACCAGGAUGAUGCAUGGCCGCUCCUACUCCCUCAUGGCCAGCGCCCCGCACAAGAGGACGAGCUUGCGCAAGGCCAAGACCACCCGUGCCCCACAGAGUCCCCCAGGAAACUGUGCUAGAAACAGCUGCAAGGUCUCCUAGGGAGAUGGCCAGUGAGAUGGUGCCUUUCCUGGGGAGCCAGCACCCUGCACCUGGGCCUGAGCCAGACAGACUCAGGAUGCUCAUCCCCUCCUGCCACGCUGCUGCCUCGGCUGCGUGUGGCCAGUGGGAAGCACGGACACCUGUUCGGUGUGACUGUCCUGUCCACACGAUGUGCAUGAAGCUCUUGUUCUCGACUUGUGUUUCUCCAGGGAAAGUUAGUGCCCUGUUCAGCUCUCGAUAACAUGAAAUUUUGAAUGCUACUUUUGUCACUAUUUGCAGUGCAACUUUUUCCUUAAAAUUACUGUUUUUAUGAGACGAGAUGUACACAUUCAAGGGAGUACACAUUCAAGGGAGUUUGAGAAGCAGUGAUGGUGAGGUAAUCCAGCAUUGUUGCUCUUACAGGAGGGGCUAUUUUGUAAACCUUUUUAACGUCAAAUCACCGAUUUAUAAAAUGCUGCAGAGGGACAGAGAUGAAGUACAACAGAUCUGUCCAGUUAGGGUAGAAAAUGCAUUUGAUACGUUUUUGCUAUGUUGUUUACUACAUUUUGGGAUCAAUAAGUGAUUUCUAUGCAUAUUUUUCUGUAAACCUACAUCUUUUUUGUACAAUGUGUUCUACAAGAUAUGAAGCUACAGGAAGUAAAUGCCAAAGAUAUCUCUUGUGAUACUGAACAUAGCCAACACAGUUCCAACAGUUUGGCAAGGAGGAAGCUGUUUCAGUAAAGAAUGAAGUAAAAACACUACUAUUUAAGAACUGUUUCUCAACAAUAAAGCACAUACCUGUCCCUCUUGGUAGC
Molecule: messenger RNA, 1644 nt
Organism: Fukomys damarensis (Damara mole-rat)
Lineage: Eukaryota; Metazoa; Chordata; Mammalia; Rodentia; Bathyergidae
Gene: Rab40b
Product: RAB40B, member RAS oncogene family
Exons: 6
Coding region: 14-850 (278 amino acids)
Biological process (GO): protein localization to plasma membrane; intracellular signal transduction
Cellular component (GO): synaptic vesicle; plasma membrane; endosome
Molecular function (GO): GTP binding; GTPase activity
Source: RefSeq, a predicted model, not a curated record